AUGAAUCUACUCUCCCAUGUUCUCUUCCUAGUUGCAAGCGGUACUGCUGCCAACGCCUUCAUACUCAGUACCCCAUACCGGACACCCACUCCAACACUUCUGCCCCGCGACAACUCCCCGUCCACGACAGCCGCCCCAACGGGGUACUUCAUGACCACGAAGUACCAAACCAUCGAUGGUGUUACACAAGACCAUGUCACCAUCUCACCAGUAACGAUAACUCUUGUCAUCCCGACCUGCAUCCACACCACCACCCCAGAUAAAAACGGUUAUGUUCCUCCUGGGACCUGCGGUGCCUUAUAUAACUAUUACCCCAGCUUGGUAGGCGCGACCAUCACUGCUGCGGUGUUUGGAGUGUUAACUGGGCUGCAUAUUUGGCUGGCUGCAAAGUGGAAAGCAAAAUACUGUUGGGUUUUAAUCAUGGGUACAAUCUGGGAAACAUUGUCCUUCAUCUUCCGCUCCAUCUCAACGCGGAACCAGCAGAGUGUGGGAUUAGAGCUGAUGUCCAGUCUUUUCGUGCUUCUGGCACCGUUAUGGAUCAACGCCCACUGCUAUAUAACCUUGUCUCACCUCCUCUACACUGUCCACCCCACUCGAUCUAUCCUCCAUAUCCCUGCCCAAACUCUUUCCAUCAUCUUUGUAAUUCUUGAUUUUGCAUCCUUCGUCAUCCAGCUUAUAGGCGGGAGUUAUGCUUCCCCUACGGCCCCGGAGAAUACUGUUAUGAAGGGUAUUCAUAUAUAUAUGGGUGGUAUCGGGAUUCAGCAAUUUUUUAUAGUCCUGUUUAUUGGCUUAACAGUAAAGUUCCACAUAGAGAUGAUCGCAUUGGAGAAGACGUCAGCAGGUAAUAUCAUCGGCGGGAGAAGAGAUUGGAAAAAAUUACUCUAUGCCAUUUAUGCAAGUCUUUGCUUGGUUACUAUACGGAUAAUCUUCCGCUUCGUCCAAUACAACUCUGGCAAUGAUCCAGCUACGCACCCGCUCAUUGGACAAGAGGUAUAUCUUUAUAUAUUAGAGGCGCUGCCAAUGAUGGGAGCGGUUGCUUGUUUUAUUAUCGUGCAUCCAGGAGGCAUUGUUGAUGCCCAUAUGCCGGGAAUAUGGCAGGCUAUGAAACGCUCAUUGUGUGGAAGGAGAAGAGUAAAUAGGGGAAGACGAGAGGCGGUAGAGGAGGACAAUCAAGAAUUAACAACGGGGAAAUAUGUUGAGCUUGAAGGGAGUCCUUAUGGUAGACGUUGA
Venustampulla echinocandica is the source of this 1230-nucleotide messenger RNA. RefSeq lists its product as uncharacterized. Lineage: Eukaryota; Fungi; Ascomycota; Leotiomycetes; Helotiales; Pleuroascaceae. The coding region runs from base 1 to 1230 and encodes 409 amino acids. The record is from RefSeq and is a predicted model, not a curated record. Gene Ontology annotation, cellular component: membrane. The transcript has 4 exons.